CUUCUGCCGCACGUCCCUGCCACCGCUGGGGUUUCUGUUUUAUUUUCCUGGAGGGGGAAAGGGGGGGGAAACCCAAAUCAACAUGGUCUCCCCAUGUCCUCUGUUCCCCUCUUCCCUCUUCCCCCUUCUGUCAUCUCAGUAGGAAUCGGCUUUUUCUUGCCCUGCCCAGAGCUUUGUUCUCCUCAGACUCAGACAAGACUCCAGGAAAGAAGCCAGGAUGGAUUACAGCUCCCUCAGCGGAGUCCCCCGGUUCCUGACCCGGCCCAAGGCGUUCAUGGUGUCUGUGGGGAAGGAUGCCACCCUGAGCUGCCAGAUCAUCGGAAACCCCAUCCCAGUCGUCAGCUGGGAGAAGGACAAACUGCCAGUCCAGUCUGGGGGGAGGUUUAAAACCACGGAGGAUGGGGAUCUCUAUCGGCUCACGAUCUACGACCUGAGCCUGGAGGACAGUGGCCAGUACAUCUGCCGGGCCAAGAACACCAUCGGGGAGGCCUUUGCCGCCGUCAGCAUCAAGGUGGGGGAGGAGACCACGGUGACAGAGCAGGCCCCUUACUUCAUCCAGAAACCCUCCAACAUUAAGGUAACCCUGGGAGAAGAUGCCAUGUUCAAGUGCAAGGUCCAGGGCAGCCCUCCCCUCUCAGUGAACUGGGAGAAGGACGGGAGGCACCUGCGGAACCAGGCGGAUGCCGGGCGCUUCCAGAUCGAGUCCGCCGGGGAGUCCAACGCUCUGACCAUCCAGUGUGCCCGGCUGGGGGACAGUGGCACCUACACCUGCCGGGCAGAGAACCUCAUCGGCUCCGCCAGCGCCUCGGCCGCGCUGGUGGUGGAGACACACGGCUCCUCCAACCCGGGCAGCAGCGCCAACUUCGACUCCAGCUGCGGGAAGACGGCGUCCUUGCUGUCCCACCUGCAGAAGAGGCGGGAGGAGAUCAGGAAGAUGGAAGUCUCCCACGGCACUCUGGACUCGACCUCUGCCCAGUCUUACUCCGAAGGGUUGUCCGGCGUCGCCUACGGGCUCUCCCGGGAUUACGAGCGGGCGGCGGGACUCUCCAAGGGGGCUCGGAACGCCACCUUCGGGGCGCUGACGCGCACGUGCAGCGUCACGGAGGGCAAACACGCCAAGCUGAGCUGCUACGUGACGGGGGAGCCCAAGCCGGUGAUCGUGUGGAAGAAGGACAACGAGGUCAUUUCGGAGGGGCGGCGGCACGUCAUCUACGAGGACGACCAGGAGAACUUCGUGCUGAAGAUCCUCUUCUGCAAGCAGGUGGACAACGGGCUGUACACCUGCACGGCCUCCAACCUGGCGGGCCAGACCUACAGCUCCGUGCUCGUCACCGUCAAAGAACCCGCCAUACCCUUCAAGAAAAAACUGAAGGACCUCGAGGUGAGGGAGAAGGAAUCUGCCACCUUCCAGUGCGAGGUGCCCGUUCCCGGGACAGAGACCUCCUGGUUCAAGGAGGAGACCAAGCUGAGGCAGAGCAAGAAGUACAACAUCGAGGAGGAGGGCACGUACCGCCGGCUCACCGUGCAGAACGUCACCGCCGACGAUGACGCCGUUUACAUCUGUGAGAUGAAAGAAGGGAGCAGGACCAUUGCAGAGCUGUCUGUCCAAGGGAACAUAAUUAAAAAGCUUCCACGGAAGACUGCGGUGUUCAUCCACGACACAGCCACCUUCUGCGUGGAGCUGGACAACGACUGCCAGAACGUCCGGUGGCUCAAGAACAAGGAGGAGGUGAAGCCCAGCGACCGCAUCUCCAUCACGCGCUCUGGCAAACAGCACACCAUGACCAUCCGAGAGUGCAAGGUGGAAGAUGCUGGGGAGAUUGCCUUCCUGGCUGAUGAAAGCAGGACUUCCACCCAGUUCACCGUGACCACACCCAAAAAGCCUCCCACCCAACCCCCAGCCGACCCUGUGGUGAAAAAUAAAACAGAAACCUCAGUGACCCUGGCAUGGUCCCCUCCCAAGAUGGACCGGCCCAUUCCAGUCGACGGAUACAUCGUGGAACGCAAGAAACUCACUGGCUUCACCUGGGUGAGGUGCCACGAGUCCCACGUCCCUGUCCCAGAGCUCACCGUGAGCAACCUGGCCGAAGAGGCUGAUUAUCAGUUCAGAGUGUCUGCAGUCAACACCUACGGACAGAGCCCCUACCUGGAAUUCCCCGGGAGCGUCCACCUUGAACCAGUGCUGGCUGUGAAAAGCCCCCUGACAACAGCUGAGGCUGUACCUGGAGGGGAUGCCCUGUUUACUGUCGACCUCACCAAGACGUGUUCCGGCACCUGGUACCUCAACGGUAAAGUCUUGCAGGAAAGUGAGACCUGCAUCAUCAAGAGAACCCAAACCACUCACACCCUCAUCAUAAAGAACGUCACCAAGAAGGAUGAUGGAGCAGAAGUGAAAUUUGUUGCCAGUGAUGUUGAGACCAGCACCAAGAUGAGAGUGAAAGGUGCUGCAGUGAGAUUUACCAACAAGAGCAAAGAGGCAGAAAAGGUCUCUGCUCGGCUGAGGGAGGAAGCCAAACUCCAGGCUGAGCUUUCAGAUGCAGAGGCCACAGUGAAAUGGUUGAAAGAUGGGAAGGAGCUCAAGGCCAGUGAAAAAUAUGAGCUUCAGACUGUGGGGAAGAGGCACAUCCUGAAAAUCCGCAGCACUUGUGAAGAGGAUGCUGGAGUUUAUGAGUGCACCUGUGAAGGGGAUAAAAUGUCCUUUCAGCUUUCAGUGAAAGCACUUGCAAACUUCGUAAACAAAGAGAAAAGUGGAGGACUUGUCAAGGCCAUCACUGGAAAACAGGCUGAGUUUGUUUCUGAGACCUCCGAGGCCAAUGUCAUGGUGAAGUGGUACAAAGAUGGGAAAGAAAUCACAGCCAGCAAGAAAUUCACCCUGGAGGAUAAGGGAAAACUGCACAAGCUCAUGGCUUCGGCUGUGACAAAGGAAGAUGAAGGAACUUACAUGUGCAAAAUUGGAGAUGACAGCCUUGUUUUUGAUUUAAAAGUCUCAGACGAAGCUGUUACUUUUGUCAACAAGCCCAAGACGACUCCAGAAGUAUCAGUCAGUCCUUCUGAAACCCUGGAGCUGGUGUGUGAGGUGUCAGCUGCCAGCGGAGCUGUGGUGUGGAAGAGGGAUCACACCGAGGUGAAGCAGGACCAGAGGACAACAGUGGUGUCCCAGGGGACACAACGAAAGCUCAUCGUCAAGAGGGUGACACAGCAAGACCAAGGGAGCUACACCUGCGAGGUGAAGGAUGACAGAAUAACAUUCCAAGUCAAAGUCAGAGAGCCAGAAGUUGUGUUUACAAACAAGGACAAAGUGAAGAAAGAGGUGAAAGCUGCACUAUCAGAAGAUGCCACUCUGAGCUGCGAGGUGGCCCAGGAGAAGACUGAAGUGAAGUGGUACAAGGAUGGGAAGCUGAUCACCUCCAGCAAGAAGUUCAAGGUGGAGUCUGAGGGCAAAUCUCGCCGUCUGGUGGUGGGUCAGGUGGAGAAGAAGGAUGCUGGGGAGUACAGCUGCGAGGCUGCUGGCCAGAAACUCACCUUCAGGAUCGAUGUCACAGAGGCAGAAGAUGCCUUUGUCCACAAGGAGAAGGUGCAGAAAGAGGUGAAAGCUGUGCUAUCAGAAGAUGCCACUCUGAGCUGCGAGGUGGCCCAGGACAAGACUGAGGUGAAGUGGUACAAGGAUGGGAAGCUGAUCACCUCCAGCAAGAAGUUCAAGGUGGAAUCCGAGGGCAAAUCUCGUCGUUUGGUGGUGGGUCAGGUGGAGAAGAAGGAUGCUGGGGAGUACAGCUGUGAGGCUUCUGGCCAGAAACUCACCUUCAGGAUCCAUGUUGCAGAUGACGCGUUUGAACACAGAGACAAAGUGCAAAGGGAGGUGAAGGCAGCGCUGAAGGAAAACACCACUCUGAGCUGCGAGGUGGCCCAGGACAAGACUGAGGUGAAGUGGUACAAGGAUGGGAAGCUGAUCACCUCCAGCAAGAAGUUUAAGGUGGAGUCAGAGGGCAAAUCUCGCCGUCUGGUGGUGGGUCAGGUGGAGAAGAAGGAUGCUGGGGAGUACAGCUGCGAGGCUGCUGGCCAGAAACUCACCUUCAAAAUCCAUGUCACAGAGGCAGAAGAUGCUUUCAUCAAAAAGGACAAAGUGAAGAAAGAGGUGAAAGCUGCGCUAUCAGAAGAUGCCACUCUGAGCUGCGAGGUGGCCCAGGACAAGACUGAGGUGAAGUGGUACAAGGAUGGGAAGCUGAUCACCUCCAGCAAGAAGUUCAAGGUGGAGUCCGAGGGCAAAUCUCGCCGUCUGGUGGUGGGUCAGGUGGAGAAGAAGGAUGCUGGGGAGUACAGCUGCGAGGCUGCUGGCCAGAAACUCACCUUCAGGAUUGAUGUCACAGAGCCAGAAGUUGUGUUCACAAAGAAGGACAAAGUGAAGAAAGAGGUGAAAGCUGCGCUAUCAGAAGAUGCCACUCUGAGCUGCGAGGUGGCCCAGGACAAGACUGAGGUGAAGUGGUACAAGGAUGGGAAGCUGAUCACCUCCAGCAAGAAGUUCAAGGUGGAGUCCGAGGGCAAAUCUCGCCGUCUGGUGGUGGGUCAGGUGGAGAAGAAGGAUGCUGGGGAGUACAGCUGCGAGGCUGCUGGUCAGAAACUCACCUUCAGGAUUGAUGUCACAGAGCCCAAACCUGCAUUUAUAAACCAGGAAAAGGUCCAGAAGGAGGUGAAGGCUGUGCUGACAGAAAGUGCCUCCCUCGUGUGUGAGGUAGCACAGGAUGCAACCGAAGUGAAAUGGUUCAAGGACGGAAAACUUCUGGUUUCCUCCAGAAAAUUCAAAAUAGAGACCGUGGGCAAAACCCGGCGCCUGGUUAUAGAGCAGUUGGAGAAGAAGGAUGCUGGGGAAUACAUCUGUGAGGCUGCAGGCCAGAAGAUGACAUUCAAACUGGAACCAACUGAACCAGAGGCUAAAUUUGAAAAGAAAGUUGUCCAGAAAGAGCCUCUCAUUGUUCAAGAACAUGAGAGUAUCACACUGACAACCUCAGUGACACCUGAAACUGCUGCAGUGAAGUGGCUCAAGGACGGCACAGAAAUCAAGGCGAGCAAGAAAUGUGUGAUCAAGAGUGAGGGGGCAUCCAGGACCCUGGUGGUGAACCUAGCUGAGAGCACAGACACUGCUGUCUACACCUGCCAGACCAGGAAUGACAAGCAGGAGUUCAAAGUUCAGGUGAAAGAGAUCCCAGUGAAGUUCGCCAAGAAGCUGGAAGCUGUCAAGGCUGAGAUUGGAGGCAGUGUCUGCCUGAGCUGUGAGCUGAGCCACCCCAGGGGGAAGGUGACCUGGCGCAGGAAUGGAGUUGAGAUUAAGCCCAGCAAACGUUUCCAGGUUCACGAGGAGGGGGUCAAACGGACCCUGACGAUAACAGGGAUCCGGGCUGAGGAUGAGGGGGAGUAUUCCUGUGAAUCCAGAGAUGACAAGAGCAGCAUUACCAUCACCCCCAAAGCUCCCAGAGUGGUGAAAUUCAUCACCAGCCUCAACAGUGUGGUGUCUGAGGAAGGAAAAGAGGCCGUGUUCAAGUGCACCGUCUCUCCCAGCGACGCCGUGGUCACUUGGCUCAGGAAUGGCGUCAAGAUUGAAGCCAGCAAGAAGUAUGUGAUUUCCCAGAAGGACACCAACCACAGCCUCACCAUCACUGACCUGACACUGGAAGAUGCAGCUGAAAUCUGCGCCAGUGCUGAGGGUGUAGAGAGCACAGCCAACCUCAGAGUCCGAGAGGCCUCGAUCUCAUUCAAGAAGAAACUGGAGCCCACAACAGUUGAAGAGAGGGAGACAGUGACCUUGGAGGUGGAGCUGACCAAGCCUGCAGAGGUGAAGUGGAUGAGGAACAGCAUCGUGCUGAAGCCCAGCGACAAGAUAGAGAUCAAAGCUGAGGGAACAAAGCACACCUUGGUGGUGAAGGACAUCUCCUUUGCAGACAGGGGCUUCUACUGCUGUGAGAGCCCUGAUGACAAGACCCAAGCCAAGAUCAACGUGGAAAUGAGGCAGAUCAAGCUGGUGAAAGGCCUUCAGCCCCUGGAAGUUGCUGAGAAAGGGACUGUCACCUUCGAGGUGGAGGUGUCACACGAGGACGUGGAAGGGACCUGGCAGAGGGACGGAGUUCGGCUCAAACCUGCACCCAACGUCAGCUUUGGCGUCCUGGGCAAGAAACACUCGCUGACUCUUUCCUCGGUGGCCCUUGAGGAUGCAGGGGUCAUCUCCUUCAAGGCAGAAGGCAUCAAUUCAUCAGGGAGACUCACUGUGACAGAAUUGCCUGUGAGAAUCAGCAAACCACUGGUGGAUGUCAGUGUGACUCAGAAGCUCAAGGCCACAUUUGAGUGUGAGCUGUCCAGGCCCAAUGUGAAUGUGAAGUGGUUCAAGGAUGGGAAGGAGAUCCAUCAAAGUCAAAACGUGGGGUUUGUUUCCCAGGGAAAUAAGAGAAGCCUCAUUAUUCACAAGUGUGAAUAUGAAGACCAGGGAACCUACAGCUGUCAAGCAGCUGAAGACAAGACAUCAGCUACUCUAAAGGUUCAUGCCCGAGAUAUCAAGAUUGUAAAGCCACUGGAAGAUGUGGAAGUGAAUGAAUACGAGAGUGCAUCCUUUGUCUGUGAGAUUUCACAUGAUGAGGUCGAAACCCAGUGGUACAAAAAUGACAACAAGCUGAAGACUUCAGACAAUAUCAAAAUGCGACAGGAUGGGAAGACCUACUCUCUGACCUACGCCCGUGUCCACGUGGAGGAUGCGGCAGAGAUCAAAUUUGUGGCAGAAAAGGCAGAAUCUCGUGCUCAGCUGACCGUGAAAGAGCUGCCUGUAAAAAUAGUGAAGCCUUUGAGAGACAAGAUCGCCCUCGAGAAGCACCGGGGGUUCCUGGAGUGCCAAGUGUCUCGUGCCAACGCCAAGGUCCGGUGGUUCAAAAGGGACGUGGAAAUUCGCCCCAGCGACAAAUACGAGAUCGUGAGCGAAGGCGUCUACAGGAAACUCAUCAUCAACGACGCCGACUACGAGGAUGAGGACACCUACACCUGCGAUGCCUUCGAUGACAAAAGCAGUGCUAACUUCUUUGUUGAAGAGCAAGCCAUUAAUAUCGUGAAGGAGUUGUGUGAUGAGGAUGUGACUGAGCCUGAGGAAGCCAAUUUUGAAUGUGAGACAUCCAUUCCAUCUGUGAAACCCGCCAAGUGGUUUCUACGUGGAGAAGCUUUACAACCUGGCAGAAACUUCAUCAUGCAGCAGGAAGGCACCAUCCACAGGCUGACAAUAGUGAAAACAAGUGCUGAUAUGACAGGAACCAUCCAGUUCUCCAUUGGCAAAUCAAAAUCUACAGCAAACCUGCUUGUCAGAGAUUACCACAUACAGAUCACCAGGAAGCUGGAGGACAAGACUGUCCUGGAGAAACACUCGGCCGUCCUGUCCUGUGACUUCAGGCCCUCUCCAAAGAUUGUGAAGUGGUUCAAGGACCACGUGCUCAUCGAGCCCUCUGAGAAGUACAAGAUCAAGCGGGAGCAAUACUCAGCAGAGCUCAAGAUCUUGAAGGUGAAGCCUGAAGAUGCCGGAAUGUACAAGUGCCGGGCUGGGAAUGCAGAGACCAGAGCCACACUCACCGUCGAAGCCCGGAACGUGGAAGUCCUCAAACACCUGCAGGACGUGGAAGUUGAGGAAGACAGCUCUGCCGUGUUCUCCUGCGAGCUGUCCCACGACGACGAGGACGUGGAGUGGUUCCUCAACGGCGCCCUCCUCUACACCAACAACUUCAACGACAUCAAGAACGUCGGCAAGGUCUACACGCUCACCAUGAAGCAGGUGAAGCCUGAGGACGCUGGCACGGUGACAAUGAAGUCAGACAAGGUGUCAGAGAGCGUGAGGCUGAAGGUCAUAGAGAAACCUGCUGUCUUCAUGAAAGCCUUGGAUGACGUUUUUGGUGAGGAGCGAGGUGUGAUUAAACUGGAAUGCGAAGUCUCCAAAGAGAAGGUCAAACCUGUUUGGAAAAAGGAUGGUGUGAAGAUCCCUUCUAGUGACAAGUACGAGGAGAUACAGUCUGGGAAGACCCUGUGCCUCCUUAUCCACGACCUUGAAAAGACAGAUGCAGGUUUAUACACCUGUGACAUUGGCACUGAUGUUGCCAAGUCAAAGGUCAGCGUUCAGGAACUGAACAUCGGCAUCACCAAACGGCUGAAGAACACCGAAAUCCAGCUGGGAGAGGACUGCACCUUUGAGUGCAUUUUGUCCCACGAGAGCAUCGAUGACUUCAGCUGGACGCUGAACGGGAGAAAAGUGGAGAGUGGGGGGAGGUUUAAAGCCUCCAACGCGGGUCGGAAAUACACCCUCAGCAUCCAAAGGGUGACUCCCGACGAUGCGGGGGAGGUCGUGUUCACUGCCCGAGGUCUGACCUCCAAGGCUUCUCUGGCUGUGAAAGAGAAACCAACUGAGGUUACAAAACAGCUGGAGGAUAAAACAUCACAAGCAGGGCAGGACAUCAACCUGAGCUGUGAACUGUCCAAACCUGAUGUGAACAUCAGGUGGUACAAGGACGGCAAAGCAAUCCGAAAAAGCCAGAAAUACGACUUGCAGCAAGAGGGAACACGGGCCAUCCUGAUCAUCCAUGACUCCACGGUCAAGGACAGUGGGGAAUACACCUGUGAGACAGAGAGCUCCAAAACAACAGCCAGGAUCACAGUGCAAGAAAAACCUAAUUAUUUUGUCAAGGAGCUUUCAGACCUGAAAGUCGAUGAGAGUGGGACCGCGGUUUUCACGUGCCAGAGCGAGAGAGCUGCAUCCUCUGUGGUCUGGAGGAAAGGCAUCGCUGAGCUCAGGGCCGGCAGGAAAUACGAGAUCACGCAGAAGGGACGAGACCUCCAGCUGACCAUAAAGAACCUGGAGAAAAGCGACAGUGACACUUACAGCUGUGACAUUGGUGAUGCCCAGUCCAGAGCCAAGCUGGUCGUGCAAGGCCAGAAAGUGCUAAUAACAGAAGACCUGGAAGAUGUCACUGUGUUAGAAGGAGAAUCUGCCACGUUCAAGUGCAGAAUCUCUCCCGUAGACUGUAGCAGAGUGCAGUGGUUUUUGGAUAAAACCCCACUCCAUACCAAUGAACUUAAUGAGAUCCAGUCCCAGCCUGGGGGAUAUCACCUGCUAACGCUGAGAAAGCUCUCACUGAAGGACUCGGGGGUCAUUACAUUUGAAGCUGGUGAUAAGAAAACAUCUGCCAGUUUGGUUGUGAAAGAAAAGCCACUCCUUUUCAAGCAAGAGCUCCAAAACGAAGAGGCUAAAGAAGGAAAACAGGUCAAGCUGACCUGCGAGCUCAGCAAACCUGGUGCCCCAGUGAAAUGGAUGAAGGGAGACACUGUCCUCCAUGCCAGUGAGAAGUAUGAAUUUAAGCAGCACGGAACUGUGGCAGAGCUCAUUAUCCGAGACCUCAAAUCCAUGGAUGCUGGGGAAUACACCUGCAGCUCUGGGGAGCUCAAAACCACUGCCCGGGUGAAAGUGAACGCUGUGCCUGUCCUUUUUAAACAAGCCCUGGAGAACACGGAUAUGGAAGAGGGGAAGUCCGUCUCCUUGCGCUGCGAACUCACAAAAACCGAUGCCACCGUGGUGUGGAAGAAGGGAGGAGCCACGCUCCAGGCAAGUGCCAAAUAUGAAAUGAAGCAGAAGGGGACAGUGGCAGAGCUGGUGAUUCAUAAUGCAGAGCCAGAAGAUGCGGGAAGAUACACCUGUGACACUGGAGACCAGCAGAGCACAGCCCAAGUCAAAAUCCAUGCUGCCUCUGUGCUCUUCAAGGAAGAGCUGAAGCCUGUGGAAGCUGUGGAAGGUGGGACAGCCACACUGCAGUGCCAGCUGAGCAGAGAGGCCCCCGUGGAGUGGAGGAAGGGGCAAACCCUUCUCCGGCCGAGUAACAAGUACAAGAUGAGGCAGGAGGGCACAGUGGCUGAGCUGCUGAUCCAUGAUCUGGACCCAAAGGAUGCUGGAGAAUAUUCAUGUCUAGUGGGGAACCAAAAAACCACGGCAACCUUGUCAGUGAAUGCCCUGCCAGUGCGUUUCAAGAAGGAGCUGAGGAACGAGGAGGCCACGGAGAGCGGGACGGCGACGCUGCAGUGUGAGCUGAGCCGGCCCGGGGGCUCGGUCCAGUGGAGCAGGGAUGGGAAGGUGCUGGAGCCAAAUGGAAAGUACAAAAUGAGACGGGAAGGGCGCUUUGUUGAGCUGGUUAUCCAAGACCUGGACUUGGCGGAUGCCGGGAGCUACACCUGCACGUGUGGAGACCAGAAGACAACGGCUGCUCUGAGAGUGAAUGCCUUGCCUGUCCUCUUCCAAGAAGAACUGAUGAACAAGGAAGCUACAGAGGGGGAGGCAGUGACUUUGCACUGUAAACUGAGCAAAUCGGCCCCAGUUGAGUGGAAAAAGGGGAAUGUGGUCCUCAAGCCAAGUGAAAAAUACAAAAUAGAGCAGGAAGGUCCCUUUGCAGAGCUGAGGAUCCAGGAUUUGGGAUUGGCAGAUGCUGGUGAUUACCACUGUGUGUGUGGAGACCGACAGACCACGGCUGCUUUGACAGUAAAUGUCCUGCCUGCUCUUUUCACCAAAGAACUGACAGACCGAGAAGCCACUGAAGGUAAAAGUGUCUCCCUGCACUGUGAGCUGAACAAGGCAGCUGCCAAGGUGGAGUGGAAGAAGGGAUUCAAGACCCUCAAGCCAAGUGACAAAUACAAAAUGAAACGGGAAGGUGUCGCUGCUGAGCUCACGAUCCAGAACCUGGACACGGCGGACGCUGGGAAUUACUCCUGUGUGUGUGGGGACCAGCAGACCAUGGCAGUUUUGACAGUUCAUGCUCUGCCUGCAUUUUUCAAAGAAGGGUUGAAGAACAGGGAGGCCACAGACGGUGGAACAGCCACCCUGCACUGCGAGCUCAGCAAGGUCGGGGUCCCCGUGGAGUGGAAAAAAGGGGACAAGACACUCAAACCCAGUGAAAAGUUCAGGAUGAGACAAGAAGACACGGCUGCAGAGCUGCUGAUCCGAGAUCUGGAGGUGCAAGACACAGGAGAAUAUACCUGUGUGUGUGGAGAGCAGAAGACCUCGGCUGUCUUGACAGUCCACGCUUUGCCUGCACUGUUCAAAAAGGAUCUUGCCCCUGUGGAAGCCACGGAAAGCAGGGCGGCUGUUCUGCAGUGUGAGCUGACCAAACCCGCCCCAGUGGAGUGGAGGAAAGGGCAGGAGGUGCUCCAGCCUAGUGAGAAGUACAAAAUGAGGCUGAAGGACACCGUUGCUGAGCUGACAAUCCAUGGCCUGGAGGAACAGGAUGCAGGAGAUUACACGUGUGUGUGUGGAGACAAGGCAACCACAGCUUCCCUGACAGUGCAUGCCCUCCCUCCACGUUUCAAAGAGGAGUUGAGGAACGUGGAAGGCACGGAAAAAGGCACGGCCACUUUCUGCUGCGAACUGAACAAGCCCGGAGCCGCCGUGGGGUGGAGGAAAGGAGACACAGCCCUGGGGACAGGUGACAAGUUCACCAUGAGGUGCCAGGGCACGAUUGCUGAGCUGGUGAUCCGUGAUUUGGAUCUGGCAGAUGCUGGGGAUUACACGUGCUGCUGUGGAGAUCAGAGAACCACGGCCGCGCUGAGAGUGAACGCCUUGCCUGUGCACUUCAAGAAGGAGAUGACAAACGAGGAAGCCACAGAAGGUGGAACAGCCACCCUCCAGUGUGAACUGUCCAGACCUGCCCCCGUGGAGUGGAAAAAGAAGCACAAGGUGCUCAAACCGAGUGAAAAAUACACUGUGAGGCAGGAGGGCACCACAGCACAGCUGCUGAUCCACGCUCUGGAGGUCAAGGAUGCUGGGGAAUACACCUGUGUGUGUGGAGAGGAGAAGACAACUGCAGCACUGACAGUGCAUGCCCUCCCUGCCCUCUUCAGAGAGGAACUGAGAGAUGAGGAAGCCGAGGAGGGCAAAGCGGUGACUCUGCGCUGUGAGCUGACCAAACCCGCCCCGGUGGAGUGGAGAAAGGGCCACACGGUGCUCAGACCUAGUGAGAAGUACAAAAUGAGGCAGAAGGAUGUCACUGCAGAGCUGGUGAUCCAGGGCCUGGCUGAGAGUGAUGCUGGUGAUUACACCUGUGUGUGUGGGGACAAGGAGUCCACGGCUGCCUUGGCAGUGCACGUGCUGCCUGCGGGGAUCAGGGAGAGCCUGAAGGACCAGGAGGUGACAGAGGGUCAAGGGGCCACUCUGUGCUGUGAGCUGACCAAGGCUGCCCCAGUGGAGUGGAGAAAGGGCAGCACUCUGCUCAGAGCCAGUGACAAGUACAAGAUGAGGCAGGAGGGCACAGUCAUGAAGCUGCUUAUCCACGAUGUGGAGCUGAAAGAUGCUGGAGAAUACACGUGUGUGUGUGGAGAGCAGGAGACAACAGCUGCCUUGAUAGUGCAUGCCCUGCCAGCACUUUUCAAAGAAGGCCUGAAGGACCUGCAAGCCCUGGAAAGCCAAACGGCCACUCUGCGCUGUGAGCUGACCAAGGCUGCAGCUGUGGCGUGGAAGAAAGGGAACAAAGUGCUCAGGGCAAGUGAAAAACACAUCAUGAGGCAGGAGAGUGGCCUUGCUGAGCUGGAAAUCCGUGACCUGGAGCUGCAGGAUGCAGGAGAUUACACCUGUGUGUGUGGAGACCAGCACACCACGGCGUCUCUGGCAGUGAAUGCCCUGCCAGUGCUUUUCAAGGAAGAACUGAAGAGUGAAGAAGCCCAGGAAGGAGCAUCAGUCACUCUGAGUUGUGAAUUAACCAAAGAAGCUCCAGUGAAGUGGAAAAUUGGGCCCAAAGUGCUCAAAGCAAGUGACAAAUAUCAAAUGAGACAGUCUGGCACCACUGCAGAGCUGGUCAUUCAUGACCUAGAAGUAAAAGAUGCUGGAGAUUACACCUGUGUGUGUGGUGACCAGAAGACAACAGCAACCUUGGCAGUUCAUGCUCUGCCCCCACUCUUUAAGGAAGAGCUCCAGGACAAGGAAGCAGGAGAAGGUGGAGAAGUCACUCUGCACUGUGAGCUCACCAAGGCUGCUCCAGUGCAGUGGUGGAAGGACCAGAGGAUGCUCAAAGCGAGCGAGAAAUACAAAAUGAGGCAGGAAGGGACCAAGGCAGAGCUGGUGAUCCAUGAAAUAGCUGAGGAGGAUGCAGGAGGCUACACCUGUGUGUGUGGGGAGCACCGGAGCACAGCUGUCCUGACAGUCCAGGCUGUUCCUCCAUUUUUCCAAGAGGAAAUGACCAGCAAGGAAGCAGUAGAAGGUGGAAUGGCCACUUUUCAGUGUGAGCUCAGCAAGGCAUCCGCCCCUGUGCAGUGGAAGAAGGGCCACCACGUCCUCACCUCGGGCAAGAAGCACAGCAUGAGGCAGGAAGGCCGUGUUGUGGAGCUGGUGGUUCAUGACUUGGACCUGGGUGACAGUGGAGAUUAUACCUGUGUGUGUGGAGACAAGAGCACCACAGCUGCCUUAACAGUGCAUGCACUGCCUCCAGAAUUCAAGAGAGGCCUGAAGGACCUUGAGGCUGUGGAAAAUGGCACAGCUGCUCUGCACUGUGAGCUGACUAAACCUGCUGUGGUGGAGUGGAAGAAAGGGCAGGAGGUGCUCAAGGCAAGCAGCAAGUAUAAAAUGAGUCAAGAAGGUGCUGUUGCAAAGCUGAUUAUCCGUGAGCUGGAUGUGGAGGAUGCUGGAGAUUACACCUGUGUGUGUGGAGAUCAGCAGACAACUGCCACUCUGACAGUCAACGCCCUACCAGCACUUUUUAAACAAGAGCUCCAGGACACCGAGGCAGAGGAAGGUGGCACAGCCACACUGAGGUGUGAGCUGACCAAAGCCAAGGCUCCAGUGGAGUGGAGGAAAGGGGAUGUCACCCUCUACCCUGGUUUGAAAUACGAGAUGAAGCAGCAGGGCUGCACCGCUGAACUGGCCAUUUCUGACCUAGAACUGGAUGAUUCAGGAAUAUACACCUGUGACUCUGGACACCAGCAGACAACAGCUGUGGUGACUGUACAUGCACUGCCUGUCCGAUUUAAGCAACCCCUGCAGAAUCAGGAAUCCGAGGAGGGAAGCACAGCCACGUUCUGCUGUGAGCUGUCGAAACCCAAAGCUGCUGUGGAGUGGAGGAAAGGAGGAGUGGGGCUGCAGCCCAGCCAGAAAUAUGAAAUGAGGCAGAGGGAAUGCCUGGUAGAGCUCUUGAUUCAUAACCUCAAAUUAGAAGAUACAGGAGAGUACAGCUGUGACACUGGGGAUGAGGAAACCAAGGCAGCUUUAAACGUGAAAGCUCUGCCAGUUCUUUUCAAAAAGCAGCUCAAAGAUGAGGAGGCAGAAGAAGGAGCUGCGGUGAAAUUCCAGUGUGAGCUGACGAAGGAUAACGCAGCAGUGGAGUGGAGGAAAGGCACCGUGGAGCUCUUCCCCUGUGCCAAAUAUGACAUUAAAUUAAGUGGUCGCACGGCUGAACUUGUGAUUCACAGUGUGGAGCUAGAGGAUGCUUCUGAUUACACGUGUGACACCGGAGACCAGCAGAGCACUGCAGUCCUCAGAGUGCAUGCCACCAAACCCCGGCUGAGGCAGCAGCUGAAGAACGAAGAGGUGGAAGUGGGGGGGACAGCCAGGCUGCGCUGCGAGAUCUCCAUCAGCAAGGCAGAGGUGGAGUGGAGGAAGGACGGAGCUGUCCUGCACUCCAGCUCCAAGUACGAGAUGUGGCAGGACGGGACCCUCCGGGAGCUCCGCGUUCACCACCUGGAGCCUGGAGAUGCCGGGGAAUAUUCCUGCAAGGCUGGGGAUGAGACGACCUCUGCCAAACUGACAGUGAAAGAGCCCGACGUGACCAUCGUGAGCGGCCUGAAGGACAUGGAGGUGUUCGAGGGGGACGACGUCACGUUCCGGUGCCAGGUUUCCCACGAGAACGCCAGGGAUGUGGAAUGGAAGCUGCAGGAUGUCGCCCUGCAAAACAACGAGAUGAACGAGAUCUCGGUGGAAAAAGGGAAGGUUCACACCCUGACCCUGAGGAAGGUGACUGAGCAGGACAUUGGCACCGUCACCUUCCGGGUGGGAUGUCACACGACCACGGCAGAGCUCACGGUGAAAGUGCCACCUCCAGUAUUUAAGGAGAAACUGCAGAGCCUGGAACUGCAGGAGGAAGACACAGCCGUGCUCAGCUGCCAGGUCUCCCAGCCCAACGCUCAGGUGAAGUGGAAGAAGGGCACUCAGGUGAUCUCCCCGAGCUCCAAGUAUGAAAUCAGGCAGGAAGGAACAGUCCACACCUUAAAGAUUUUUCACUUAAACCCAGAAGACUCUGGCAAAUACACCUGUGAUAAUGGAAACGAACAAACGACGGCCACUGUGACUGUUAAAGCUUUGCCUGUAACCUUCACACAACCACUGCAGAACCAACAGGCUGAAGAAGGUGGCACCAUCACUUUGAGCUGUGAGGUGUCGAGAUCAAACACCGCAGUGCAGUGGAAGAAGGGCGGGACUGUGCUGAGACCAAGUGACAAAUUCAAGAUGCGUCAGGCCGGGCCCGUGGCCGAGCUGACCAUCCACAACCUGAGCGGAGCUGAUGCUGGGGAAUACACCUGUGACACAGGGGACCAGCAAACCACGGCUGUGGUGCACCUGAAAGAACCAGCAGUGACCAUAGUGGAGAUGCUGAAGGACGUCACCUCGUACGAAGGGGAGGACGCGGUGUUCGAGUGCAGGCUGUCCCGGGAAACAACCCAGGAUGCCAAGUGGUUCCUGGGGGAUGUGCCCCUGCAGUCCAACGAGAUGAAUGAGAUCAGAGUCCAGGGGACACGUCACAGUCUGAUCCUGAGGAAGGUGACCCUGGAAGACUGCGGGUCCAUCAGCUUCAAGGUCGGGGAGCACACGUCAGCAGCACAGCUGAAGGUCCAAGCUGCUCCGGUCAUCUUUGUGAAGGCGCUCCAGAACCUGGAGUUGCAGGAGGGUGGCACAGCUCACCUGUCCUGCGAGGUGUCCAAGCCUGACGUCCCCGUGGAGUGGAAGAAAGGCACGUCUGUGAUCCACUCCAGCCAGAAGUGCAGCAUCAAGCAGGAGGGGAAGGUGCACACGCUGGUGAUCCGCGAUCUGAACCGCGCGGACGCGGGCGAGUACAGCUGCCAGACGGCUGACGGGAGGACCGUGGCCAGGCUGGAGGUUAAAGGCCUCCCCGUGCUGUUCAAGCACUGGCUGAAGAACGAGGAGGUGGAGGAAGGUCGCACGGCCCUGUUGUUCUGUGAGCUGACAAAGCCCAACGCACACGUGGAGUGGAGGAAAGGGGACACUGUUCUGCAGACAGGUGACAAGUACGAGAUCCGGCAGGAGGGGACGCGUGUGGAGCUCCUCAUCUACGAUGCUGAGGCUCAGGAUGCUGGGGAGUACACGUGUGACUCGGGGGAUCAGCAGACCACGGCAUCGCUGCAAGUCAAAGUACUGCCAGUGCUGUUUAACAAAGAGCUGAGAAACGUAGAGACUGAAGAAGGGGGAACGGCUGUUUUGCACUGUGAGAUCUCCAGGCCGGACGCCCCCGUUGAGUGGAGGAAAGGAGGGGUGGUCAUUGAGCCCAGUGACAAGUACGAGAUGAAGCUGAAGGGCAGCAUAGCUGAGCUGAUCAUCCAUGGUGUAGAGCCUGAUGACUGUGGGGAUUACACCUGCAGCACUGGAUACGAGAUCACCACAGGUUCUGUGUACGUGCAAGAAGAAGCAGCAGUGGUAGUUUCUGGUUUAAGGAACACAGACGUCUUUGUGGGCGAGUCAGCCACGUUCACCUGCGAGCUCUCGCACCCGGGCGUGAGGAACGUGCAGUGGUGGCUCGAUGGGACCCCCCUCCACAACAACCUGGUGACUGAAAUCUCUGAGCAGGACGGGAGGAUCCACACUCUGACCCUAAAUGACGUGGCCUGCCACGACUCAGGCACUGUCACCUUCAGAGCUGGGUCCCUUAUAUCUUCAGCUAAAUUAUUAGUCAAAGAUCCCACCAUUGAAGUGGUCAGUCCCAUGCAGGACAUAACUGUUGAUGAAGAUGGCCCAGCAGAGUUCAUAUGCCAAUAUUCUAGGCCAGUGCACGCCAUCUGGAAGAAAAAUGAUCAGGAAAUACAUGCAGAUGGGCAGCGAGUGAUUAUCGAUCAGGACUGGAAUGUGAGCAUGCUAAAAAUUAACCCUACGGUCCCAGAAGACACUGGCAUCUAUUCUUGUGAAGCUGGAGGCACUAAAGUGAUGGCUACACUUGAUGUUCAAGCCAAGAACAGCAUCGUCCAGGGCUUGGAGAACGUGGAAGCCGUGGAAGGAGGGGAAGCCCUGUUCGAGUGUUACCUCUCCAAGCCCGAGACCUACAAUUACAACUGGCUGAUUGACGAUGAACCUGCCAAGACCACAGAGAACACCGAGAUGGUUUACUUUGAAAAUGGGCUCAGGCACAUCCUGCUGAUGAAGAACCUCACCCCCCAGGACAGCUGCAGGGUGACUUUCAUGUGCAGCGACGCGGUGACCUCGGCCUUCCUGACGGUGAAAGGAUGGCGCCUGCAGUUCUUGCAGCCUCUCAAGGAUGUGGAAGUCUCUGUGGGGGAGAAAGCCACAUUUAGCUGUGUUCUGAGUGAAGCUGUGCCCAUUAAUGAAGUGGCCUGGUACAGCAAUGACGUAGAGAUCCAGUCGGGUGAGGACUGGGAGGUACAAGCAGAUGGAAACAAAUACAAACUUAUUCUGAAAAAAGCCCAGCUGCACCAUUCUGGAGAGGUGACCUUUGCUUCCAGGGAAGCAAUUUCAUCAACCAAGCUUUCUGUGAUAGAGCCUCCAGUUACAGUCACCCAGCCUUUGGUGGGAGGAUCAGUCACAGAAGGGGGGGUGGCUCGCUUGGAGUGCACAUUAUCCAGCAAAACUGAGGAAAAAGUGACGUGGUUCAAAGGAAAGGAACAAAUAAAAGCUGGAGGGAGAUACGAGAUCCUCUCUGAUGGGAAAAAGCAGAUGCUCAUUAUUCACGGGUUCAGACCUGAAGACCAGGACACCUACACCUGCAUGGCUUCUCCUGAAGUCAAAUCUGUUGCCAGCCUGAACCUUGAAGUGCCCACGGCGGCGAUGCUAAAGGAGAUUGCCAGGGAAGCACCCCCUGCAAGCCAGCCAGGGGAGCUGGUGGACGGCCAGGUCCAGCCCAGCUUGCCCCCUGAGGCUGCUCAGGAGGGAGAUCUUCACCUCCUGUGGGAAGCCCUGGCCAAGAAGCGCCGGAUGAGCCGGGAGCCCACUUUGGAUUCCAUCAGCGAGGUGCCUGAAGAGGACCUCGAGAGGCUGCAGAAGUUGAGGAAGGAGGAAGCAGAGAUGUCCCACUACUACUCAGAGGAGUAUUCCACGUGUGACGAGCUGGCCAGGACGGGAGAAGCCGAUUUCUCUUUCACAAGCUCAGAUGAUGAGUCCAGAGCUGGGACGCCCUCACUGGUGAACUACCUAAAAAAGAAAGCUGGGAAGACGAGUAUCAGUGUUACCAGCAAGGUUCAGUCCACCUCCACAGGCAAAUUAUGGAAGCAGUGGGAGAAAUCCAGUGUGGAGACUGCUGUGACCACCACAGCUGCCAAACCAGCUGAACCAGAGCUGCCAGACUUAGACGACCCUUCCAUGAACAAGGCUGCUGUGAAGAUCCAAGCCGCUUUCAAAGGCUACAAAGUCAGGAAGGAGAUCAAGCAGCAAGAGUGCCCGGUGUUUGCCGAGACCUUCAAAGACUUCUCUGGCGAGCCUGGAAGCACUCUGCACCUGGAGUGUGUGGCCCACAGCAAAUCUGACAUGAAGGUCCGGUGGCUGAAAGACGGGCAGGAGCUUUCGGACGGCCGCUACUACCACAUAGACAACUACAGCGACGGGACCUGCUCGCUGAUCAUCGCCGGCCUGGACAGGAAGGACGCGGGAAAAUACACCUGCGAGGCAUCCAACAAAUUCGGCAAGGUUUCCCACAGUGCCAAGGUGGUGGUUGGCGCUCAGGAGGCUCAGGUGCUUCAUAAGAAGCAGGCGAAGCAGAGCACGGACAGUGAGACCGAGAGCUCGUCCGGCAGCGAGCUGGACGACGCUUUCCGUAAGGCAGGGAGGAGACUCCACAGGCUCUUCAGGGCCAAGAUCUCCACGGAGAUCUCUGACGUGGAGGAGGAGCUCUUUGUCAGUGCAGACGAGGGCGACAUCGACGUGGUGGACCACCAGACGUACCGGGAGGACGACCAGUACAUCUACAUCAAGUUCGAAGUCUUGUCCGAGGCCAAAACGGCCGCCACUCGCUUCAGGGAGAUGUUUGGGGCCCUGGGGAUCCCCGUGGAGAUCGAUAUUUUGGAGCAAGGCCCUAAAAAGGUUGAACUGCGCAUUGGGAAGGCCUCACCACCCACCUUUGGGAAGUUUGCACCACCCAUAGCGAGACCUCCGCCGCCUUUGCUGACUUCUGACACAGCUCCCAUGUUCAUGACUGAGCUCCAGAACCAGGAGGUCCAGGAUGGGUACCCGGUGAGCUUUGACUGCAUCGUCAUCGGCAAACCCCUCCCCACAGUCCGCUGGUUCAAGGAUGGGAAAGCUAUCGAGGAGAACGACCACUACAUGAUCAAUGAGGACCAGGAGGGGUGUCACCAGCUCAUCAUCACCGCCGUGGUCCCCACUGACAUGGGUGUUUACCGUUGCCUGGCUGAGAACAACAUGGGAGUGGCUUCAACCAAGGCUGAGCUUCGGGUGGACUUGACCAGCACUGACUAUGAGACAGCAGCAGAUGCAACAGAGACAUCCUCUUACUACAGUGCCAAAGAGUAUAUUUCAAGCCGAGAGCAGGAGGAAUCCACCACUGAGGAGGAGCAACUGCCCCAGAUCUUUGAUGAGCUUCAUGACAUUCAUGUGGCACCUGGAGCAUCACUGGCUAAAUUUCACCUGAAGGUCAAAGGGUACCCACAGCCUCGUCUCUACUGGUUCAAGAAUGGGCAGCCCCUGAAGGCCUCUGAUCGCAUCCUGAAGACUGACAGGCAGGAAUUCCACUCCCUGGAAAUUCGGGAUGUCACCAAGGCAGACGCUGGGCAGUACCUGAUCUUUGUCAUCAACUCUGCUGGCUCUGCCUAUUCCUCGGCCAGGCUGGUGGUCAAAGAUCCUUAUGAGAAAGAGGAGCCAUCCAAAACAGAUUCCCAUGAGCAGCUGAUACCACCGAGGUUCCUUGAAAGGUUUACUAAUAAAAAGGUGAAAAAAGGUGCAAGCAUCACAUUAUCUGUGAAAGUGGAAGGACAUCCACCUCCAAGUAUUACUUGGAUGAAAGAGGAGUCCCGGAAAGACAUCCUGUGGAUCAAACCAGACACCCCUGGGUAUAAACUUGCCAGUUCCAACAUGCACCACAGCCUGAUCCUGCUGGAUGUUAAGAAGAAGUACAGUGGAGCUUACACGUGCAUUGCCACCAACAAGGCUGGCCAGUCCAUCUGCACGGCCAACCUGGAGGUUGCAGAUGUGAAAGAGGCUGAAGUUCUGACCCAGGAGCGGGUGAUGGUGUCCGAAGCCAUCAUGACCACACUGGGAGCUAUUCAUCCCUCUGAAGCAAGAGAAGGAGACCUUGAAGGAAGGGAAGGUGUUCCCAAAAGCCCUAUUUCAUUAGCUGAUGUUGGCUCAGAAGAGUUCUUCCAGAAACUCACCUCACGGAUCUCGGAAAUGGUGUCUGCAAAAAUAACUCAGGCCAAGCUUCGAGUGCCAGGUGCAGAAAGUGAUGAUGAUUCAAAAACUCCCUCUGCAUCUCCUCGCCAUGGACGGUCCAGACCUUCAUCCAUAGCUCAGGAGUCUUCCUCUGAGUCUGAAGAUGGGGAUUCCAGAGGAGAGAUCUUUGACGUCUACAUGGUCACUGCUGACUAUGUCCCUGCUGCACCUGACAGGGAAACCAUCACCCUGAAGGAAGGACAAUACGUGGAAGUCCUUGAUUCAGCUCAUCCUCUCAAGUGGCUGGUCAGGACUAAACCCACGAAAUCGAGUCCCUCUCGACAGGGUUGGGUGUCUCCAGCUUAUCUGGACAAGAAAUUAAAGUUGUCACCAGAGUGGGGGACAACAGAAAUCCCUGAGUUUCCUGGAGAGUUUGUUUCUGAAGAUGAAUAUAAAAGGAAGCUGAGCGUUCUCAUCCAGGAGCUGCUGAUCUCAGAGGAGGAUUACAUUCAAGACCUGCAGUUCCUCCUGACUCAUCACCUCAAGUACACAGAGACCUGUCCCAACGUCCCAGGAGCUGUAGCCAGUCAGAAAUCCACCAUUUUCAGGAACAUUGAUGACAUUGGUCGCUUCCAUUCCAGUGUCUUCCUCCGGAGCCUGCAGGGCUGUGACACUGAUGACGACGUGGCCAUGUGCUUUAUCAAGCACGAGGCAGAGUUUAACAGGUACAUCCAGUACCUGGUGGGAAGGGUACAGGCUGAGUCUGUUGUUGUCAGCAAAGCUGUCCAGGACUUCUACAAGAGAUACACAGAUGAAUUUGAAACUAAUGAAGAUCCUUCACAGCCACUUAUCCCACCACUGCAGCACUACCUGGAAAAACCUAUAAACAGGAUCCAGCAGUAUCAGACAAUAAUUAAGGAAUUAAUCCGAAACAAAGCAAGAAACAGCCAAAACUGCACCUUGCUGGAACAGGCUUAUGCUGUGGUGUCUGCACUGACCCGGAGGGCAGAGAACAACCUCCACGUCUCGCUGAUUGAGAAUUAUCCAGGGACCCUGGAGAGCCUUGGUGAACCCAUCCGGCAGGGUCACUUCAUUGUGUGGGAAGGAGCUCCAGGAGCUAGAAUGGCAUGGAAAGGACACAAAAGACACGUUUUCCUCUUCAAAAAUUACCUUGUGAUCUGUAAACCAAAGCGAGACACAAAGACAGACACCUACAGUUACAUCUUCAAGAACAUCAUGAAGCUGAACAACAUAGAUGUGAACGACCUGGUGGAAGGGGACGACCGGGCGUUCGAGAUCUGGCACGAGCGGGAGGACCUGGUCCGCAAGUACCUGCUCCAGGCACGGACCGUGAACAUCAAGAACUCCUGGGUGAAGGAGAUCUGUGGAAUACAGCAGCGGAUCAGCGAGCCCAUCUGGAUACCUCCAGACUUCGAGGAAGAACUGGCGGAUUGCACGGCUGAGCUGGGAGAGACAGUCAAGCUGGCCUGUAAAGUGGUGGGAGCUCCCAAACCAUCCAUCAGCUGGUACAAAGAUGGAAAACCAGUGGAGGUGGAUCCCCAUCACAUUAUAAUAGAAGAUCCCGACGGUUCCUGCACGUUGAUCUUGGACAACCUGACAGGUGUUGACACAGGACAAUACAUGUGCUUUGCUUCCAGUCCUGCUGGAAAUGCCAGUACCUUGGGAAAGAUCCUUGUUCAAGUGCCACCAAGGUUUGUGAACAAGGUCAGAAAUGCUUAUUUUGUGGAGGGUGAAGAUGCCCAGUUCACCUGUACUGUAGAAGGAGCACCAAGGCCUCAAAUCAGAUGGUACAAAGAUGGGGUGCUGAUAAAGGACACAAGUAAAUACCAGGCUUUCAAUGAACCACGGAGUGGCAUCGUGGUCCUGGUGGUCAAGAACCCUUCCAAUGAAGACAUGGGACACUAUGAAUGUGAGCUGAUGAACAGAUUAGGGUCUGCAAAAAGUGGAGCAGAGCUUUACCACCACAGUGCUGCAGCCCUGACCCAGGAGAGGAGAGGAGACCAAGCCAUCACCAUCGAAGGAAUGACUCCCCUACAGCCAAGGAUGGAGACUUCUGUCCAGGCCUCGCUCCAACGCGCUGACAAGGAGAUCAAGACAGCCCUGAGGACACUCAUGGACUCGGCGUCGAUGCUGGUGACUCUUCCCCUGGGCAUGAGAGGAGAAGGUGGCCUUGGCCUUCCUGGGUCUGUUCCUCCAGACCUCUCAGAAACAUCAGCUGGGCCCCCUGUGCUGGUUCAUGAAGUCAGCACCCAAACCCAGGCUCCUGGAGGCCAUGACAAAGCACAGAGUCAGGUUUCAGCUGAAGAACCAAGUGUGCCAAAGCCCAGCCCUGGUCCUUCCCAGGAAGACACAGCUGCUGGAGACGGAAGCGCUCGGGAACGCACCGUUCCCAUCGACAGAACCUCACCAGAGGCAGGGGCAGGAGGCUGGUACAGGAGAGAAGGAGACGUGGUCUGGGAUGUGCACAGUGAAGUUUAUAUUGAGACCACGGAAAGAACUCGUGUGUAUAAGACCGAGGAGAAGACCCCAGCAAGUCCUCCCUACAUGCAAGUGACAAUAGAGGAUGUGCAGGUGAACUCUGGGGAACGUGCCAAAUUUCAGGCAGUCAUCGAGGGAACCCCUCCACCCACCGUGCUGUGGUUUAAGGGCACUUCGUUGCUGACAGACAGUGACAGAGUCCACCAGGGGAAGGAAGGGACAACGUAUUUCUUAGCAGUGGAUGAUGCUGCCUUGGAAGAUGGUGGUGUUUAUACCUGUGUUGCCAAAAAUGCAGGCGGGGAGGUUUUGUGCAAAGCAGAGCUCGUUGUACGUGAAGCUAAGAAAGACCAAGAAGGAAAGAAAGUGGCCACCAGGAGAAAGCUCCAUGCCCAUUAUGAGGUGAAGCAGGAAAUUGGAAGGGGCUGCUUCAGCUUCGUGAAACGGGUUGUGCACAAAGGGAACAGAGUGUCCUGUGCUGCCAAGUUCAUCCCUCUGCGAAGCAAAACCAAGUCUCGAGCCCACCAAGAGAGGGACAUUCUCGCCUCCCUGUCCCACGACAGAAUUACUCGGCUCCUGGAUGAGUUUGAAACGAGGAAAACACUGAUUUUGGUUCUGGAGUUAUGCUCCAGUGAAGAGCUCCUGGACCGUUUGUUCAAGAAGAGUGUGGUCACCGAAGCUGAGGUCAAAUUGUAUAUCAAGCAACUUUUGGAAGGACUCAAAUAUCUUCACGACAACAACAUCCUUCACUUGGACAUCAAGCCACUGAAUAUCCUCAUGGUUUACCCUGAGAGGGAAGACCUGAAGAUCUGUGACUUUGGGUUUGCUCAGAAGAUCACCCCCUUUGAGCCUCAGUACAGCAAAUAUGGCUCUCCAGAGUUUGUUGCCCCAGAAAUUGUUUCUCUGUCGCCGGUGUCAAAAGCCACUGAUAUCUGGGCUGUUGGAGUCAUCACGUAUUUAAGCCUCACGUGCAAGUCUCCAUUUGCUGGGGAGAACGACAGGAAAACCCUCCUGAACAUCCAGAGCGGGGAGAUUUCAUGGACCAUUCCUGACGUUGUUCACUUGAGCGAAGAUGCAAAGGACUUCAUGAAAGGGAUCCUGCAGCAGAACCCCAAAGCCAGGCCUAGUGCUUUGGACUGUCUGUCCCACAAGUGGUUCAUGCACAAUGUCCCCCUCGAAGCAGCUCAUUUCAUUAAUACCAAGCAGCUCAAAUUCAUUGUGGCUCGGAGCAAGUGGCAGCGGUCUCUGAUGUGCUACAAAUCCAUCCUGGUAAUGAGGUCUAUCCCAGAAAUCCUGGAAAGGACCCACGACAACACCUCCCUGGCCAUGUCCCGACACCUCAUCGAGGAAAGCACUUCAUCCAGUACCAGUGGCUCCUCUUCAGACAACGAGAACUCGAAUUUCCCCAAGAAGAGGCACUUUGGCUCCACACCUGAGCUGCACUUGCCCGUAUUUGAAGCACCAAGUUAUCAGGAGCCUCCAAAACGUUCAAGUGAGCAGAAGCAUUCCAAGACACCAGUCCCUCCAGUAAAACCCAUGAGGAGGAAAUAUGCUUCCAUGAAAGCUGAGAUGGGGGACAAAUCACCCACAGAAAGCAAAGAGCUCAUGGCAAGUGUCUUCCAGGAGAAGGAGGAGGGGCUCCAUCCCAGUGUUAGAGGCGAAGGAGCAGAGCCAUCCCAAAGGAGCGGUGCUGCCGAGCCUUCAUCCGUGAGGGCUUCCACGGAAAGCACAUCACAUCCAGGUCAGAAAGGAAAACCAGACAUGUCUUUAGCUGAUAAAGAGAAGAUUGAAAAGGCUGGGGAUGGCACAGAAAAGCCAUCUGCCUUUGUGCCCAGGCAGAGCGUCAUCAAAAGCACUUUCUACAGCCAAGCAACAGAGCUCCCUGCAAGGCCGCCUUCCUCCCCAGGCAGGGAGUUCAGGAGGCACCUGGACAGAGCCAGGAGGACUUUCCGGAAAGGUGGAUAUUCGAAGGUGCCCCUCAGUGGUCUCCGUGAGCCCCUCCUGGAGCAGUUUGAGCUGGAAGAGGAAGAGGAAGAGGAAGAGGAAGGAGAUGAUCGCAGGGAAAGCCUGCUGGGAUCCUUGACCAAAUCAGCGUCAUUUGACACUGCCAGGAAACCACCACAUCCUGCCAUUGCUGGUGCCAGCAGGAGCCGUUCCCUGGACGACUACAGGCUGAGAGCCUCGAGGUCACUGAGGGAACAAGAUAUUUUGGAAGAAGACUGUGAUGUCUUGUCCCAGGAGAGCUGCCCUGAAGGCAGUGACCACUGUGACAUUGCUGCAGGGCCUGGCAAGGGAUGCUCUGUAGACACAUCAAAGCAGGAGGAAGUCAGGAGAGCCAGCAAGGAUUGUUCAGGAGAGAAGCCCUGUCCUUCCACACAUUGUGAUGGUAAUGAGUGCCCAGCUGCUUUUAUGCAACAGGCUGAGGGACUUCCAGUGUCACCUCACAGGAGUGAAAAUAGGAAACCUUUACUGAAGAAGUCAAAAGCUACUGAGAUUGAGGAGGAUGCUGAAGAUUUGGAAGGCAAAAGCCCCAUUCUGACUGCCCAGUGCUUAGACAUAACUGCAUCAGCAGCCCAAAAACAUGAGAGCCUGGAGGGUAAAUCUGGUUUUCAGGAGGGCAAAGAGUCCAUUCCAACCCUGUCACAGUCAGAGGCCACCUCUGAGUCAUCUCCCACGAGUAAAGGAGGUGUGUGUCUGCCCCAGCAGUCUGCUCACAGCACUGACAUCCACCCGGAUCAAAAAGGUGGAACGUUGCUGAUCAAAAGGACGGCUCCAGUUCCACCUUGGAAGGACAAAAGGCAGAAACAUUCAGGUGAAAAGGCCUCUACUCACAGCGUUGCUGAGUCUGAACUCAUGGAGCAUGAAAGCUCUGCUGUUCCAGCAGAACAGACAGAGACCGAUUCACUUCCAGUACGUAAAGACAAAAGUCGGGAACUUCCCGGGGAAAGUGUUCCAGCAGCUCCCGUCUCUUUGGGCAAGCAGCCAGGUGUCCUCACAGCUGGUGAAGGGGCUCCUCAGAAGGUGAAGACCCGCAAAGAGGUGAGAUCUGCUGUCCUGGGGGAGGAAGAGCUGGGUGUGACAGGAGUCACUCCACCAUCAGCCCAUGCUGGUGAAAGCCAAGCUCACAGGAAGGCUCCUGCUCGUGGAUUCACAGCAUCAGCCAGCCUGAAAGGAGAGCACCUCGCUGUUCCCAAAGUCCCAUCACCCCAAUCAGUGCCGACUCCGAUCUCCGGUGGAGCAUGGGCUGAAAGGGAAGGGCCAGCUCACAGCAAGGAGAGGUUUACUGCCGUGAGGAGCGAAAGCUCUGCUGUCACAGAGGUUGUUCCCAGCUUGGCCCAUGAAGGAGCCAAACCCCAGAAGGUUCCUGAAGGCCAUGGUGUUCCAGAGAGCAGACACACAGCAGGAACGGUGUCCUCCCAAAGCACUGCUCUCCCUUCGGUCUGUGAGAGGGAAAAACGGGAACAUCCGUCCCUUCACAGGGAGGUGACAUCUGCCAUGACAGCAAGUGGAAGCCCAGCAACUGUGCAGACCACGUCUGCUCCUUUCCCCAAGGCUGGACAUGGGGUGCUGGAGCAGCACAGGGCUGCCGGUCCCAGUGCUGGGAUUUCUGAUGGUCUGGGGGGUGCAUUAACUGCUGCACAACCAGAAGGUGCUCCAGCUUCAGCCUAUGAAGUAGAAUAUGAGGAACAUCCAAAGGUCCAUGGUGAGGGUGAAGGCGUUGCCUUAGAAAGUGGAAGAUCUGAUGGUGGAAAAGCUGUCCCACCGUCACUCCGCAGGGAUCGCGGUCAGGAGCGAUCACAUCACAGGUCUUCCUUCUACAGUGAUGAGGAGUCUGCUGUGCUGGAGGGCUUAGUGGACGAGAUGGUUUCCCUCUCUGAAGAGAUGAAUGUUUGGGCAGAGUCAGUUUCUGGAGAGAAGGAGAGCAGAAAGCACAUCUCUCCCCCCACACAGGUGUUCUACAAAGGCCCAGGUAGCCAAGCACCCAGGGACACCUCCUCCCCUUCUGUAAAACAGGGUGAAAGAGGGGAAGCCUCUGAACAGGAUGACCUUGAAGAACCCUACCUUGCUGUGAGUGAGGAGUCAGAGGCUCUGGAAGGGCAGGGAGCACAGACAGUUCCUUGUGAAUGUGAACACCUGGAGGACUUGGCGUUUGAGAGCCCCACUUCCAGCCGAGCCAGCGUUUCCUCAACAGAGAGCUUGGACACCGGGAAAAGACCCAGCCGGGUGUCAGUGAUCAAGGACACCGGGAAACACCCAGAAGUGUCUUUGGUGAAAAUCAAAGACCUGUCAGAUGAAUCCCCCAGUACUGGCAGCGGCCCUCAAAAAUUUGACAUCUCAGAGGUGGAACCUGCCUACUUGAACUUCUCUGACUUGUAUGACAUCGUCUAUUUUCCGUUUGAAUUUCUGAGCUACAAGAAGCCUUCGCCCAAGCCAGUUCGUAGACGGUUUAUUCCUCUCGGUGAAAGGGCAAGGUCCCCUCCUGCAGGGCAUCUGCAUAAGGAUAAGAGGCUGUGCAUCAGGGAGCAGGCAGAGGACAAGAACAGGAAGAACUGUUUGGAAAUAUCUGAGGAUUCAAAGGCAACUCACUUAGUGGCCAUGGGGAAAGGGGCAGAGAGCCAUAAAGAAAUGUAUGGCUCCCAAAAGGACUCCAGUGGGAAGCAGAAAAGCUCCUUCCACACCAAGCCAGGACUCUUUAAGCCAUAUGCAAGGUCUCAUUCAGUGGAGCUGUCAGUGGAGCAGAGUCUGAAGAAGAAAGUAAAAGCUUCUGUUGCCCAUAUUUCAAGAAUCCUAAAAGGAAAGACAUCUCCUGAGCCAGAGGAAGAGUUUGGUGAGCUGGGAAGUGAGGCAGCAGAAAAAGAGCUGUUAACAGGGGCUGAAGGAUCUCUGAAGAGGAAAUCAGCACUCUCCUCAUUCAAGUUGCCAAGCCUCAUGCCAAAGGAGAAAGCCCCAUCCUUCACUGAGGAGCUCAUGGACCAGGCUGCUGCCGUGGGACAGUGCUUGACGCUGUCGUGCCGGACGGCAGCUCACUCCUCCCUGCACAUCAACUGGUUCAGAGACGGGAUCCCUGUCCAGAGCAGCAGCCGGAUCCUCAUCUCAUCCACCCUCAAACACUUCCAGCUCUUAACUAUUCUCUCUGUUAAUCCUGAGGAUUUUGGUAUUUACACCUGUGUGGCCACAAACUCCCUGGGUUCGGCAUCCACCUCUUGUGUCAUAAGAAAAGCAGAGGUUCCUCCCAGCCCUCCACCCCCUGACAUGGUGGAAGUCUACAAGGACGGAGUGCAGGUGGUCUGGAAACCUGUGGAGACCAACACCCCUGUCCAUUACACCAUCCAGUGCAAGAGUGAAGAUGGGGAGUGGACAACUCUGGCUUCUGACCUCGCUGACUGCUGCUACUAUGCCAAAAAUCUGCCCAAGGGGUUUAUCUAUCACUUCAGGAUUGCCUGCACCAGCAAAGCAGGAAUGGGCCCCUACAGCGACCCAUCUGCCAGCGUGAAAAUCACCGGGGAGGAUCCAAUGGAGCUUCGUGCUGCAACACAGGGCAUCCCAGCACCUGCUGCUGAGGAAGAGAGUGAAAUAAUCACACCAUCCGAGCCCUUCCCAACCUACCAGACCUACGCCUUCCAAACAGAGAUCAAAAGGGGGCGAUUCAGCAUCGUCCGACAGUGCAGGGAGAAAGUGAGCGGCAAGACUUUGGCUGCAAAAAUCAUCCCUUACUGGCAAGAGGACAAGCAGACUGUGCUCCUGGAGUACCAGGUCCUGAGGAAACUCCACCACACAAACAUAGCCCAGCUGAAGGGAGCCUAUGUCAGCCCACGGCACUUGGUGUUGAUCCAGGAGGUGUGUGUGGGACCAGAGCUGCUCCACUCCUUGGCACUACGGACAUCGUACUCGGAAGUGGAGGUCCGGGACUACCUGUGGCAGAUCCUCAGUGCCACCGAGUACCUCCAUGCCCACAACAUCCUGCACCUGGAUCUCAGGUCUGAGAACAUGAUCAUCACCGAGCCCAACCUGCUGAAACUCCUGGAUUUUGGGAACGCACAGUUCUACACACAAGACAAAGUCAUUACCAUGGACAAGUGCAUGGACUAUGUCGAAACCAUGGCUCCAGAACUGCUGACAGAGCAAGGAGCCCUCCCACAGACUGAUAUUUGGUCCAUUGGAAUCACAGCCUUCAUCAUGUUGAGUGCCAACUACCCCGUCAGCUCCGACGUCCCCUGUGAGUUCCUGAGAACCACCAGGAAGGGCAAAGUGAAGCUCACGCGGUGCUACGCGGGUCUGUCCGGGGGGGCUGUGUCCUUCCUCCAGAGCACUCUGUGUGCAAACCCCUGGGGAAGGCCGUCAGCCUCCGAGUGCCUUCAGAGCCCGUGGCUCCAGGAGACAGGUUUGGACAGCAGGCAGCAAGCACUGGUUACCUUCCCCACCACCAAACUGAGGAAUUUCCUCAUGGAAAGGGAAAAGAAGAGGGGCUUGCUGUGCUCCAAGUACGGCCUCAUGAUUGCACAGUGACGUGGAUGGGACAGGCAGGAACUGCCCCUCUGUCCCUUCUGCACUCAGUGUUUGGUACUAAACCAUCCUGCCAAGCUGGUGUCCAUCAGCUGAGCUGGGGUCACUGCUCCCUGUGUUUGUGCUGGUGUGUCCUGCCUGCCACAGGCUGUUCCUGUGUGUUCUGUGACUUGUUGGGUAACUGGGCCAGCAGACAGUGAAGGCAGCAAAUGCACCAGUGACCAUGGCCUUGUAACAUGCACGUGUUGUCCUUUGGCACUUUGAAGCCAGGCUGCUCUUCCCUGGGGAGUGCACAGGCCCUUCUACCCAGAGAUGUGCCAAAGGCUCCGUGUUUUAAUUCUUCAAAAAAAUCCUGACAUUUCACGUUGUUUCUCCUUCCAACCCUGCUUUCCUCUGCAAUGGGUGGUGUUGGCUGUGUCGUGGCUUUGUACUCAUAACCUCAGUGCUCCUUCGAGUUUCUCUGCAGUGAUUGAUGUAUCUGUUGGUGCCGCUGACUUCCUUCGAUUUUCCACACGAGCAGCAUUAAGAGGAGGCUUUCUCAGAGCUGUAUCUGUCUGUGUUUAGAGGAAGGAACACAGAAAACAGUUCCUGAUGCAUUGCAGUUUCAUACUGGAGUUGAGGCUGUUUAACCAGGGAUGGCCUUUCCCACAACAUGUUUAACCCCUGUUGUUCCAAACCUGAAGGAUGCAGGCUGUGACUCCUUCCCUUGCUCAGUGUGCAGAGCAGGAGUUGUGACCUGGAACGUUUUCCCUGUGCUGUCGAGAGCAGGCACCAACUCAGCAGACUGUAAAACUUUGAAUGUUGAAGGAGUAUUGUCUUCAUUAAGCUCUGCAGGAGAGAAAACCAGGGGUUUAGGGACAGACUCCACACUCAGCUCUCUCAGGGGAUAGAAGAGUUACACGAGACAGACACUGCAAUGAGAGCUGCCCCCCAGUGAACUUUUCAAAUUUAUUCCUGGAUUUUUUCCAAUUUAACUUCUCUUACAAAUCCAGUCAGGUUUUUGUUGGCACAGGCUGGUUUUUUACUCUUGCUGUUGCACUUUGGGAUGGAAAGCUCAGUGCCAGGGGAGAACCCACCCAAGCAUAAAAGUUAAUUGCAGAUUAACUCAUUUGGAGCUUUCACACUCUUCCAUAUAUGACUUUUUUUUUUUUUUUUGCUUCUCACAACUGCAUGCAUUUGAGCAUGUCUGAAGUCUUUUAUAGACUCAAUACUGUUUGGUUAAAUAAACCAUUCUGACAAACAAGUAAAGCCAGAUUUUUCUGCUGAA
Chiroxiphia lanceolata (lance-tailed manakin) is the source of this 30854-nucleotide messenger RNA. It is a transcript of the gene OBSCN, whose product is annotated as obscurin, cytoskeletal calmodulin and titin-interacting RhoGEF. Lineage: Eukaryota; Metazoa; Chordata; Aves; Passeriformes; Pipridae. Gene Ontology annotation, molecular function: ATP binding; protein binding; guanyl-nucleotide exchange factor activity. The transcript is spliced from 117 exons. Gene Ontology annotation, biological process: protein phosphorylation. Bases 218 to 29590 code for a protein of 9790 amino acids. The record is from RefSeq and is a predicted model, not a curated record.